Eruca vesicaria subsp. sativa (arugula) is the source of this 1056-nucleotide messenger RNA. The record is from the annotation of a GenBank genome assembly. Lineage: Eukaryota; Viridiplantae; Streptophyta; Magnoliopsida; Brassicales; Brassicaceae.
CAAAAGUGUGUGAGAGGGAAAAGACAGAGUGAGAGAGAGAGAGAGAGAAUGGGCAAAGGCAGAGCUCCAUGUUGUGACAAAACCAAAGUGAAGAGGGGACCAUGGAGCCAUGAUGAAGACUUGAAACUCAUCUCUUUCAUUCACAAAUAUGGUCAUGAGAAUUGGAGAUCUCUCCCCAUUCAAGCUGGAUUGUUGAGGUGUGGCAAGAGUUGUCGUCUUCGAUGGAUUAACUACCUCAGGCCUGAUCUGAAACGUGGCAAUUUCACCUUAGAGGAAGAAGAAACCAUCAUUAAACUCCACCAGAGCUUUGGGAACAAGUGGUCCAAGAUUGCUUCUAAACUGCCAGGAAGAACAGACAAUGAAAUCAAGAAUGUGUGGCAUACACAUCUCAAGAAAAGAUUGAGUUCCAAAGAUGAAGCAGAAACAAAAGGUUCUUUGAACAGAGAAGAGAUGUCUCAAGAGUCAUCUCCGAAUGCCUCUAGGUCUUGUGGUGGUUCCAACAAUGUUAGCAAAGAGGAUGAUGAUGUACAGAGAGGUGAAACGUUUGAUUAUUUUCAAGAUUUUAGCGACUUCACGGGGAUGCUACAAGAGGUAGACAAACCAGAGCUGCUGGAGAUGCCUUUUGAUAUAGAUCCUGACGUAUGGAAUUUCAUAGAUGGUUUCCAACAACCUGAGAACAGUUUGACUCCAAAGGCUCAUCAAGAAUCUGAAGUAGAUGAAGUUGACAAAUGGUUCAAGAACCUGGAAAGCGAACUCGGUUUAGAAGAAGACGAUUGCCAACAACAACAUCAACAGCAUAAUGAAGCUAAAGAAGAUUCACCGUUCCCAUCACUCUUGGAGAGUUAUGAGCUUCUGAUAAAUCAUUAAUGAAGCCAUAAAUGAACUCAUUUUACUAAUUAUCCUCAAUGAAGAUGUACAAUAGAGUUAAAAUUCUUGGUAGGUGCAUGUAGUAGUAAUAGCAAAGAAACGUAGAAAUUACAGAGCCAAAAGAUUGCUUUGUAUUGAAACCAAGUAACCACUAGCAAACGUGGUUUGAGAUGGAAUAAUACCUUUCAG